UAAUGCCAUCAACUAUUGAAUUGCUUAAGUGGUCAAAUCUAAUUUCCUCGAUCAUGUUGAUAUUGAUUGGAGUUACAUAAAUCAUAUCUUUAUCAAUCCUUUUUUCGAGUUUUAGUUUUAGUUUCUUCAUGUCAUUUUUUUUGCCAUUUUUUUUAAUGUAAGUUUACAUAUCAUAAUAUUUAGAUUAUUUGGAAUCAUGUUAUUUGCAAGUGGAUAAAAGAUGGAAUUUAUGGACAAUAAUUUCAAAUUUUUGAGUUCUCUAUUAGGAAGAGGCCUAUUUAAUAUUUAGUAUUAAAAAAAAUCUUAAAAAUUUAAGUCUAGCAUCUUUGGCUGUUUAUUAAUUAGCAAAUGCAGCAAGUGACAUAAUUGGAUUCAUUAUUGGAGCAAUGCUAUUUUGCACAGGAGUAUUUUAUUUAAUUUUGCAUUUUUGUGGAGUAAUAAAUACAUAAUAUAUAUUUUAUUAGAAUAAGGAAGAAUUAACAUCAUACAAACAAUAAUUAGGUUGAU
This is a messenger RNA of Paramecium pentaurelia, 507 nucleotides long. The record is from the annotation of a GenBank genome assembly. NCBI's taxonomy places the organism in Eukaryota, Ciliophora, Oligohymenophorea, Peniculida, Parameciidae.